Rangifer tarandus platyrhynchus (Svalbard reindeer) is the source of this 5109-nucleotide messenger RNA. NCBI's taxonomy places the organism in Eukaryota, Metazoa, Chordata, Mammalia, Artiodactyla, Cervidae. The record is from the annotation of a GenBank genome assembly.
AUGUCUCUGCUUUGCGUUGGAGUCAAAAAAGCGAAGUUUGAUGGUGCCCAAGAGAAAUUCAACACCUACGUGACCCUGAAGGUGCAGAAUGUCAAAAGCACGACCAUCGCGGUCCGAGGCAGCCAGCCCAGCUGGGAGCAGGAUUUCAUGUUUGAGAUUAACCGCCUGGAUCUGGGGCUGACGGUGGAGGUAUGGAACAAGGGUCUCAUCUGGGACACGAUGGUGGGCACUGUGUGGAUCCCCCUGAGGACAAUCCGCCAGUCCAAUGAAGAGGGCCCUGGAGAGUGGCUGACCCUGGACUCGCAGGUCAUCAUGGCGGACAGUGAGAUCUGCGGCACCAAGGAUCCCACCUUCCACCGCAUCCUCCUUGACACCCGCUUUGAGCUGCCCUUAGAUAUCCCCGAAGAGGAGGCCCGUUACUGGGCCAAGAAGCUGGAGCAGCUGAAUGCCAUGCGGGACCAGGAUGAGUAUGCAUUCCAGGAUGAACAAGACAAGCCUCUUCCCGUUCCCAGCAAUCAGUGUUGCAACUGGAAUUAUUUUGGCUGGGGUGAGCAGCAGAAUGAUGACCCUGACAGUGCAGUGGACGAUCGCGACAGUGACUACCGCAGUGAGACAAGUAACAGCAUCCCGCCACCCUACUACACUACGUCCCAGCCCAAUGCCUCAGUCCACCAAUAUUCCGUGCGCCCACCACCCCUGGGUUCCCGGGAAUCCUACAGUGACUCCAUGCACAGCUAUGAGGAGUUCUCCGAGCCGCGGGCCCUCAGCCCCACAGGCAGCAGCCGCUACGCCUCCUCAGGGGAGCUGAGCCAAGGCAGUUCGCAGCUGAGCGAGGACUUCGACCCGGAUGAGCAGAGUCUGCAGGGCUCUGAGCUGGAGGACGAGCGGGACCGGGACUCCUACCACUCCUGCCACAGCUCGGUCAGCUACCACAAGGACUCGCCGCGCUGGGACCAGGAUGAGGACGAGCUGGAUGAGGAGCUGGAUGAAGAGCUGGAUGAGGACCUGGAGGACUUCUUGGAGGAGGAGGAGCUACCUGAAGACGAGGAGGAGCUGGAGGAGGAGGAGGAGGUGCCGGAUGACAUCCGAGGCUACGCCAUGCGAGAGGAGGUGGCUGUGGCCGAGCCCAGGGACUUCAAGCGUGUCAGCCUUCCACCUGCCGCCUCCGAGAAGGAGGACAAGGCUCCAGCCAUGCCCACUGAGGCCCCCGACGUACCCAAGGUGGCCCCCGAGCCAGCCGUGCCUGCGGAAGCGCCUGCAUCUGAGCAGGAGCCUGAGGCCCCCAAGGCUGAGGAGAGUUUCAGGCCCCGAGAAGGUGAGGAAGGCCAAGAGGGUCAGGACUCCGUGUCCAGAGCCAAGGCCAACUGGCUGCGAGCCUUCAACAAAGUGCGGCUGCAGCUGCAGGAGGCCCGGGGAGAAGGAGAAAUGUCCAAGUCCCUGUGGUUCAAAGGCGGCCCUGGCGGUGGUCUCAUCAUCAUUGAUAGCAUGCCGGACAUCCGCAAGAGGAAGCCAAUCCCACUCGUGAGCGACCUGGUGAGCUCCCUGGUCCAGUCCAGAAAAGCAGGCAUCACCUCCGCCUUGGCAUCCAGCACUUUGAACAACGAAGAGCUGAAAAAUCACGUUUACAAGAAGACCCUGCAAGCCUUAAUCUACCCCAUCUCAUGCACGACGCCGCACAACUUCGAGGUGUGGACGGCCACCACACCCACCUACUGCUACGAGUGUGAGGGGCUGCUGUGGGGCAUCGCGCGGCAGGGAAUGCGCUGUACCGAGUGCGGUGUCAAGUGCCACGAGAAGUGCCAGGACCUGCUCAACGCGGACUGUCUGCAGCGGGCGGCGGAGAAGAGCUCCAAGCACGGGGCGGAGGACAGGACGCAGAACAUCAUCAUGGUGCUCAAGGACCGCAUGAAGAUCCGGGAGCGCAACAAGCCCGAGAUCUUCGAGCUCAUCCAGGAGAUCUUCGCGGUGACCAAGACUGCGCACACGCAGCAGAUGAAGGCGGUCAAGCAGAGCGUGCUGGACGGAACAUCCAAGUGGUCGGCCAAGAUCAGCAUCACUGUGGUCUGCGCCCAGGGUUUGCAGGCAAAGGACAAGACGGGAUCCAGUGACCCCUAUGUCACCGUCCAGGUCGGGAAGACCAAGAAACGGACAAAAACCAUCUAUGGAAACCUGAACCCAGUGUGGGAGGAGAACUUUCACUUUGAAUGCCACAACUCCUCAGACCGAAUCAAGGUGCGCGUCUGGGAUGAGGACGACGAUAUCAAAUCUCGAGUGAAGCAGCGGUUCAAGAGGGAAUCCGAUGAUUUCCUGGGUCAGACGAUCAUCGAGGUGCGGACACUCAGUGGCGAGAUGGACGUGUGGUACAACCUGGACAAGAGGACUGACAAAUCUGCUGUGUCAGGCGCCAUCCGGCUACACAUCAGUGUGGAGAUCAAAGGUGAAGAGAAGGUGGCUCCGUACCACGUCCAGUACACCUGUUUGCACGAGAACCUGUUCCACUUCGUGACAGAUGUGCAGAACAAUGGGGUCGUGAAGAUCCCAGAUGCCAAGGGUGACGACGCCUGGAAAGUUUACUAUGAUGAGACAGCCCAGGAGAUUGUAGAUGAAUUUGCCAUGCGCUAUGGCGUCGAGUCCAUCUACCAAGCCAUGACCCACUUUGCCUGCCUCUCUUCCAAAUACAUGUGUCCCGGGGUGCCUGCCGUCAUGAGCACCCUGCUUGCCAACAUCAACGCCUAUUAUGCUCACACCACCGCCUCCACCAACGUGUCUGCCUCCGACCGCUUCGCCGCCUCCAACUUUGGGAAAGAGCGCUUUGUGAAGCUCCUGGACCAGCUGCAUAACUCCCUGCGGAUCGACCUCUCCAUGUAUCGGAAUAACUUCCCAGCCAGCAGUCCAGAGAGACUCCAGGACCUCAAAUCCACUGUGGACCUUCUCACCAGCAUCACCUUCUUUCGGAUGAAGGUACAAGAACUCCAGAGCCCACCCCGAGCCAGCCAGGUGGUGAAGGACUGUGUGAAAGCCUGCCUCAACUCUACUUAUGAGUACAUCUUCAACAACUGUCAUGAACUCUACAGUCGAGAGUACCAGACUGACCCGGCCAAGAAAGGGGAAGUUCCCCCGGAGGAACAGGGCCCCAGCAUCAAGAACCUCGACUUCUGGUCCAAGCUGAUCACUCUCAUAGUGUCCAUCAUUGAGGAAGACAAAAAUUCGUACACUCCUUGCCUCAACCAGUUUCCCCAGGAAUUGAACGUGGGUAAAAUCAGCGCUGAAGUGAUGUGGAAUCUGUUUGCUCAGGAUAUGAAGUAUGCAAUGGAGGAGCAUGAUAAGCAUCGCCUGUGCAAGAGUGCCGACUACAUGAACCUCCACUUCAAGGUCAAAUGGCUCUACAAUGAGUAUGUGGCUGAGCUGCCUGCCUUUAAGGACCGAGUGCCCGAGUAUCCUGCGUGGUUUGAGCCCUUUGUCAUCCAGUGGCUGGACGAGAAUGAGGAAGUGUCCCGAGAUUUCUUGCAUGGAGCCCUGGAGAGAGACAAGAAGGAUGGGUUCCAGCAGACUUCAGAGCAUGCUCUGUUCUCCUGCUCCGUGGUGGAUGUCUUCUCCCAGCUCAAUCAGAGCUUUGAGAUCAUCAAGAAACUCGAGUGUCCUGACCCCCAGAUUGUGGGGCACUACAUGAGGCGCUUCGCCAAGACCAUCAGUAAUGUGCUCCUCCAGUAUGCAGACAUCAUCUCCAAGGACUUCGCUUCCUACUGCUCCAAGGAGAAGGAGAAAGUGCCCUGCAUCCUCAUGAAUAACACUCAGCAGCUGAGAGUUCAGCUGGAGAAGAUGUUCGAAGCCAUGGGAGGGAAGGAGCUGGAUGCCGAGGCCAGUGACAUCUUGAAGGAGCUACAGGUGAAACUCAACAACGUCUUGGAUGAGCUCAGCCGGGUGUUUGCUACCAGCUUCCAGCCGCACAUUGAAGACUGUGUCAAGCAGAUGGGUGACAUCCUUAGCCAGGUGAAAGGCACAGGCAAUGUGCCAGCCAGUGCCUGCAGCAGCGUGGCCCAGGAUGCUGACAAUGUGCUACAACCCAUCAUGGACCUGCUGGAUAGCAACCUCACUCUCUUUGCCAAAAUCUGUGAGAAGACGGUGCUGAAGCGGGUGCUGAAGGAGUUAUGGAAGCUGGUCAUGAACACCAUGGAGAAGACCAUCGUCCUGCCACCCCUCACUGACCAGACGGGCACCCAGAUGAUCUUCAAUGCAGCCAAGGAGCUGGGUCAGCUAUCUAAACUCAAGGACCACAUGGUACGAGAAGAAGCCAAGAGCUUGACCCCGAAGCAGUGUGCAGUUGUUGAGCUGGCCCUGGACACUAUCAAGCAAUACUUCCAUGCAGGUGGAGUGGGCCUCAAGAAAACUUUCCUGGAGAAGAGCCCAGACCUGCAGUCCUUGCGCUACGCGCUGUCCCUCUACACGCAGGCCACCGACCUGCUCAUCAAGACAUUCGUGCAGACGCAGUCGGCCCAGGUCCAUGGUGGAAAAGGGACUAGGUUUACCCUUAGUGAAGACAUUUAUCCUGAGAAGGGCUCGGGUGUGGAAGACCCUGUGGGUGAAGUCUCCGUCCACGUAGAGCUCUUCACUCAUCCAGGAACUGGGGAACACAAGGUCACAGUGAAAGUGGUGGCUGCCAAUGAUCUCAAGUGGCAGACUUCUGGCAUUUUCCGGCCAUUCAUCGAGGUCAACAUCAUUGGGCCCCAGCUCAGUGACAAGAAACGCAAGUUUGCGACCAAAUCCAAGAACAACAGCUGGGCCCCCAAGUACAAUGAGAGCUUUCAGUUCACGCUAAGCGCUGACACUGGCCCUGAGUGCUACGAGCUGCAGGUGUGCGUCAAGGACUACUGCUUCGCGCGCGAAGACCGCACGGUGGGGCUGGCCGUGCUGCAGCUGCGCGAGCUGGUCCAGCGCGGGAGCGCCGCCUGCUGGUUGCCCCUUGGCCGCCGCAUCCACAUGGACGACACGGGCCUCACGGUGCUGCGCAUCCUGUCGCAACGCAGCAACGACGAGGUGGCCAAGGAAUUCGUCAAGCUCAAAUCUGACACGCGCUCCGCCGAGGAGGGCGGUGCGGCGCCUGCCCCCUAG